Messenger RNA from Phialemonium atrogriseum, 2574 nucleotides. Its product is annotated as rhomboid protein 2. Bases 1 to 2574 code for a protein of 857 amino acids. Gene Ontology annotation, cellular component: membrane; GPI-anchor transamidase complex. Gene Ontology annotation, molecular function: serine-type endopeptidase activity. Gene Ontology annotation, biological process: attachment of GPI anchor to protein. The transcript is spliced from 8 exons. Lineage: Eukaryota; Fungi; Ascomycota; Sordariomycetes; Cephalothecales; Cephalothecaceae. The record is from RefSeq and is a predicted model, not a curated record.
AUGCCGGGCCCGAGCGUGCCGUCGUUCAGCUCCCUGCGCGCCAGGUCCUACCUCUCCCGCCUGCCGCUGUUCACGCGCGCCGUCAUCGUCGCCAUCGUGGUCUUCUGGCUUGUCGACCUGCAGCCGGUUUGGAAUGUGCGGGAAUGGGGCGCGUUGAUACCGGACAAGUUUGGCAUUACGACAAUGUACCGCUUGAAUACCUUCCCCUUCAUCCACCUCAACUUCUUCCACGCGAUCCUAAACAUCCUCGCCUUGACCCCGCUAUUGGAGCGCUUCGAGCACGAACAUGGGACCUUGACGUCGGUGGCACUGUUCUUCGGGCCUUUGACUACACUGCCGGCGUUUCUUUACUUGUUGUUUGAGGCUCUGCUACGGAUGAACACGGCUGUAAUGGGAGCCAGCAUCUGGAUCUUCCUGUUGUUAGGAGUCGAGGCGAUACGGACGUACAGGACUAACCCUUACCUAACCAUCGCCACCCAUAACAUCCCUACCUGGACGACUCCCCUUAUCAUGGCCCUCUGUGUUGCCGCUUUGAUACCCAGCUCUAGCCUCCUGGGACACUUGUGCGCGCUGGCCGUGGGUUACAUAUUUGGCCUGGGGUAUCUGAAGUUCCUUGCUCCCCCGGAGAAGGCCCUGCGGUGGGUAGAGGGCAAACUGAACCUUCUUGGGAGGUUACCACACUAUGUUAGCGUGGACCAGAAGACUUACGGCCGGUUUGGCGUUCUCCCGAGUUCGAAUUCAGGGGGAUCUACUGGGGCGUUCAACUUACGGCGGGAUCCGCGUAUCCUGAAGCUCCCCCCUUACCUGUCACUGCUCUGCGUUGUCGUCGGCGUCACAUGGCUCCUCUUAUUACCUCUCGAUAGCUACUCGCGGAGGACAUACAUUUCAGAGAAUGCAUUAUUGCCCGGCCAGGUUCACACCUACUUUGGUGGCAGCGACCAGAAUGUCUUUCGGGCAUAUAAGCACGAAGUGAACUCGUUGGUGGACAAGAGCAAUGUCGAAAUCAACGACAAGCUCGAAUCCAUCUUCUCGGGCGUCGGCCUCAAGGUCGGCCGGCAGAACUUCACCUACCACUCGGCCGGGGCGGAGUAUAGCGGCGAAAACAUAUACGCCAUCCUACAGGCGCCGCGGGGCGAUGCGACCGAGGCGAUCGUGCUGGUCGGUGCGUGGCGCAAUGCGCGGGGCGAGCUCAACCGCAACGGCGUGGCGCUGGUGCUGACGCUGGCGCGCUACUUCCGGCGCUGGAGCCUGUGGUCCAAGGACAUCGUCUUCCUGGUCACGCCCGACAGCGCCGCGGGCCCGCAGGCCUGGGUCGACGCCUACCACGACGCCCACGACGCCGCGGGCGGCGUGGCCAGCCUGCCCAUCAAGUCGGGCGCCCUGCAGGGGGCCAUUGCCGUCGACUACGCCCAGGAGGGCCGCUUCCAGAGCGUCCACGUCGUGUAUGACGGCGUCAACGGCCAGCUGCCAAACCUGGACCUCAUCAACAGCGUCGUCAGCAUCGCGGGGGGGCAGAUGGGCAUGGGCGUUGCCCUGCAGGAGAUGUGGGACCACAACGACCAGUAUCCUGACCGGCUGAGGACGAUGCUCAGGGGCAUGCUGAAGCAGGGGCUCGGGCUGGCGAGCGGGGCGCAUAGCAGCUUCAUCCCGUACCACGUCGACGCUAUCACCUUGCAGCCGUUUGGCGACGGCUGGCAGGAUGAGAUGGCUAUGGGUAGGGUGGUGGAGGGGACGUUCAGGAGCCUGAACAACCUGCUAGAGCAUCUGCACCAGAGUUUCUUCUUCUACCUCCUCAUGCAGAGGGAGCGGUUCGUCAGCAUCGGGACAUACCUGCCGAGCGCCAUGCUGGUGGCUGCAAACUUCACCAUCAUGGCUAUCGCGCUGUGGGUCAAGAGCGGGCAGCCGGAAGGGGAGGAUGCAAAGAAACAGGAAAAUGGGGACAAGACCAAGGCCAACGAGAAGUCCAGCCUCACCCGAGAGAGACACCUCUUCCUGCCCUUGGGCGUCGUCACCCUCUGCCAGGCCCUGGGUGUCCUUCCGCUCUAUUUAUUCAACCACAUCCCCGCCAGCAUGCUCACCCCCGCCUUCGCCAUCUUCGCCGUCGCCAACGCCCUCCUCCCGCACAUCCUCUCCAGCCUCCUAACGACCUACCACCACCCCACGAUCCAGCAAUACCAGAUCACAAAGUCCUUCUCCCUCCUCCUCCUCGGCAUGUUCCUCUCCUCCCUGGCGACCCUCAACUUCUCCCUCGCCCUCCUCGUCGGCCUCCUCGCCAGCCCCCUCUCCCUCAUGCGCCCCUGGCCCGCCCGCCCCGCAGCCCGCCGCGCCUGCACCGCCCUCCUCAACGCCGUCGCCCCGACCGCCGUCAUCGCCCUCUCCGGCGCCGCCCUCGGUAGCAGCGGCGCCGGCGGCGUCGCCGAACUGCUCCGCGAGGCCGCCUUUGGGUGGGAUGUCGCCGGCGUGUACACUCCUGUCGUCGUCUGGUGCGUCUGGUGGCCCGCGUGGCUUUGCGGGAGCGUCGUCGUGCUGGGAAGGCCGGAGCCGGCGGCGGAGGGGAAGGCGAAGACGGCUUGA